CUGGUUCUGGGUGAUGUAGUUCCUGGAUUUGUGUAUAAAAAGGCGGCUCCGAUUCAGUAUCGGCGUCACAGUUAGUUGGUGUGUUUAGAAGUUUGCAAGGAAGCCAAAUAUUUCCGCUAGAAGAACCAAAAAUGAAAGUCGCUGCCCUGUUCGUUGUGUUCGCUCUGGCCCUCGUGGCUGAAGCUCAACCCGCGUGGCCAUGGGCUCCAUGGCCUGCCGCGUGGCCCGCUGCUUGGCCUCAUGCCGCCUAUCCGUGGGCAUGGCCAGCUGCCGCUCCAGCUCCGGCUCCAGUGGUAGCCGUUGAUGCCCCAGCCGCUCCGGAACCGGUCGCCACCUCAGUAACGGCCACCCGCGGAGCUGUCCACGUUGCCCCUCUGCCCGGUCAUGCCAUCAACCAGCAGCAGCUGAAUUUGGCUCCCGCUCCAGGAACUGCCUAGAACUGUCGACCCCCGAAUGACGCCAAACGAUACUCAGAAGUCAAUCGCUGUACCCGAUGCCAUUUAUUCCUGUCCACGCCGUAUCAUCUUUAUCCUUUUUGCCUACUCUGAACUUUUAAUGCGGAUGGAUCUAUGAAUAAAAAAUGCUUUUUAUUUUAUUUCUCUAUAAAUGAAUGGAAACAAUCA
Molecule: messenger RNA, 623 nt
Organism: Aedes aegypti (yellow fever mosquito)
Lineage: Eukaryota; Metazoa; Arthropoda; Insecta; Diptera; Culicidae
Product: adult cuticle protein 1-like
Exons: 2
Coding region: 132-437 (101 amino acids)
Source: RefSeq, a predicted model, not a curated record